Messenger RNA from Cokeromyces recurvatus, 691 nucleotides. Its product is annotated as high-temperature-induced dauer-formation protein-domain-containing protein. Gene Ontology annotation, cellular component: Golgi medial cisterna; membrane; Golgi trans cisterna. The transcript has 4 exons. Lineage: Eukaryota; Fungi; Mucoromycota; Mucoromycetes; Mucorales; Mucoraceae. The record is from RefSeq and is a predicted model, not a curated record. The coding region runs from base 99 to 611 and encodes 170 amino acids.
UGAAGUUAAAAUACUGUUAGUUAUAAUAAACUUUGCUACUGAAACUGAUUUCACUUUUUAUUCUUUUUUUUUUUUAUUUUUUUUUUUCUCAGUAAAAAAUGGGAGCAACAGAUAGUAAACUUGCUUUUAGAAAAAAUGUAUUUCGAUUAUUCGAAGACAAAAAUAUUGCAACAAGUGAAAAUGAAUAUUGGGAAUUGUUUUGGACUUUACCUGAAUCUGCUGAUGAUAUCUUUUCUUUGAUUGGCGCAAGUGACAUUCGAAAAACUCGAGAUUCAGCUAGAAAUAAUCUUGAAGUGUUAAUUGAUAAACUUAUGGAUAAGAUGCAGGCUAUAUUAAAAGCUCAAAACUUUCCUUCCGAACAACAUUCAAUUAACCAUCUUUUGAAUUGCUGUCGUGUUUUAACACGUAUUAUGCCAUUUAUUUUUGAAAGUCUAGAGUGCUCAGAAUGGGAAGAGAGUUUCUUUUGGACUCCCAGACAAGUAGAGAAAGAUAAAAAGGAUCCUGAAGAUAAAGUAGAGUAUGAGACAUUACCUUGUCGUGGUGAACUACUUUUAACUUGUAAUUUACUUGUUCUUUUUUUUUUUAUUAUUAUGAUGUAUUAUUAUUAUUGAUGGUUUUAUUUAUUUUUAUUUUUAUUUUUUUUUAUUCUUUUACCUUAUAAUAGUUACUAUUCAAGCGUUGUUUUUAGCUG